This is a messenger RNA of Prorocentrum cordatum, 1112 nucleotides long. The record is from the annotation of a GenBank genome assembly. Lineage: Eukaryota; Dinophyceae; Prorocentrales; Prorocentraceae.
CACUCCUCGACGCGACUACACGAGGGCCCCGCCGGGAGAUGCACCAAGUGCCGACACGUUAUGGCCCGUUGAGAGUCGCGUGACUGUCGAGUCGUGUGAAGGCACCCUCCCUGACUCCUCGGCACCCCAACGAAGGUCUAGGACAGAAGACUUAAAUAAUACAGGACGCCAAAUCGAAGGCAAAGAUCAGUCUCAUCCGGUUUGAGAACUGAAGCCCAAACCCAAUACCAUCCGUCUACACCUCGCGACCGCCAGUGAAAUAUCCCGUUGCAGGUGGCAGGGGGUCAGGAGAUAAAGGGCGGGACAACAUGGAGAGCUCUUGCUAGCUGGCUAGCCAAGAGUCUUGACUCACAAGCUCAACGCGGACGAAGGAGGGACCAGCACCGGGCCCCACCUGCUCAUGAAGACCUUGGUAUCAGCUGGAAUGUUCGCCUGCUGCGCAACGAGGCUGUCACUUGUCGAAGCCACCACGACCUCCUUGCAACUGGUGCGGGAACCGAACCGCAUGCCGUCCAUCGCGCACUGGAACAGCAAGGCCUGCCGAGCGUCCGCGAACCGCACGAAAACGAUGCCCUUGUUCCGACGGUCGGUCGCCUUCAUCGGCAUGAAGAGGCUGUCGAAGCACCCCUGGAACCCCGACUCGUGGAGGAUAGAAGGAGAGAAACUCCCCCAGUUGUGGCUGGCCUGGGGAUGUUCUGCAGCGUGAGGCUCACCGGGGCGUCGCCCCGCGGGCCAGGGCCCCCCGCGGCGGGCGGCUCGGCCGGGGGGCCUGGGCCAUGCCGCACUGGCGGCAGAGGAGGAGGAGGAGAAUGGGAAUGGGAAUGGGGGCGGGAUACUUCUAAGCUGGGGGCGGACAGCGCGAACGGAGGCCCCCCCUGAGCCACAACGGCUUCGGAAGAGCCGCGGGCCGCCGAAAUGCGAGGGCGUCUGAAGAGAGAGAGCGCCCCAAUCUUGGGGACGAGGGCGAGGGAGAAAUGAGAGGGCGUCUGAAUGUGAGGAAACGCGGGGAGAGAGAAACGAGAGGGAAACGUGAAUGUGAGGACGGGGAAGAGAGAGAGAGAGAGAGAGAGAGAGAAAUGCGAGGGCGUCUGAAUGUGAGGACGAACCGAGUG